AUGAAACGAUGCAAAAGAAACAGCGGUGAUGAAAGAAAGAAUGAUGCAAGUGUUGUGAAAGAGGACAGGAUCAGUGAGUUGCCUGAAUCUUUGAUUCUGAAGAUAUUGUGCCAACUUCCUAUACAACAGGCAGUAGCCACAAGUGUUUUGUGUAAACAGUGGCAAUCUGUUUGGAAGAUGAUCCCUAAACUCAAGUUCGAUUAUUUCCCUAUCAAACAUCAACUCGGGAACGUUUGCAAGUUUUUGCUUUCACAUAAGGCUCCAGUUCUACAAAGUUUUCAACUCAAAGUUGAUUAUAUAGAUAGACAUAAUGUAGUGGAUAUUGUAAUCUUGAUUGGGAUUGCACUCACCCGCAAUGUCCGUAAGUUGGUACUCGAAGUUAGCGGUCCCGCCGAAGUGUUGAUCACAUUUCCGACAAGCUUGUAUAACGGUGAAACACUUGAGACUUUGACACUCAGGAGAUGGGUCCUCCAUUUCCCUUCUCAGUUUUGUCUCAAGUCUCUUAAAAAUCUGCAUCUAGACUACGUGAACUACAAAGACAAUGAAACGUUUCUCAACCUUUUAUCUGGUUGCCCUAAUCUUGAGACUUUGAAAAUCUUGUCUCGAAUUACAAAUAGUAGCGACUGUUUCUUUAUUGCAGUGCCUUCCUUACAGAGACUAUCAAUUGAUAAUGACCUCUACCCCCCCUGCAGCUAUGCGAUAAAUACUCCUUCUUUAAAGUACCUGAAGAUUAGUGGUUCUAUAGCUCUGGAGUCUUGUCUAAUUGAGAACGUACCAGAGUUGGUUGAGGCAGAUAUCGAUAUUGAGGUCUCUAAUCAUAUAACCAUAAUCAGUGAGAAUCUAUUGGGACCUCUCACUUCAGUGAGACGUCUUACCUUGGCUUUAUCAUCCUUGAAGAUUGAGUUUCCUAUCAGUGUCAUCUUCUACCAGCUGGUAUAUUUGGAGCUGUAUACAGAUAGAGAAGCCUGGGGGAAUCUACUUAUCCACAUGCUUGGCUGUUCUCCUAAAUUGCAAGUCCUCAAGCUCAACGGUGGUUGCAAUGAAGCUCUGGAUCCUGGAGAAUGGAAUCAACCAAAGAAUAUUCCUGAAUGCUUGUUGCUUCAUCUAGAGACAUUCACGUGGAAAGGCUACAAAUGGCAACGAAAAAAGGAGAGGAAAGUGGCGAAAUACAUUCUGAAAAGCUCAAAUCAUUUGAAGAGAGCUACUUUCUUAUCCUCAAAACGCAUUUGUUCUACAGAUAGGCGUAUGAUGGUCAAGUAUAUGAAAAGUCUUGUCAAGGACAAGUUCAUGCCAGUUUCAAUUCAAAUGAAACAUUUAGGUUAA
Messenger RNA from Capsella rubella, 1323 nucleotides. RefSeq names its product putative FBD-associated F-box protein At1g55030. The transcript is spliced from 5 exons. Lineage: Eukaryota; Viridiplantae; Streptophyta; Magnoliopsida; Brassicales; Brassicaceae. The coding region runs from base 1 to 1323 and encodes 440 amino acids. Gene Ontology annotation, molecular function: protein binding. The record is from RefSeq and is a predicted model, not a curated record.